Molecule: messenger RNA, 1470 nt
Organism: Solea senegalensis (Senegalese sole)
Lineage: Eukaryota; Metazoa; Chordata; Actinopteri; Pleuronectiformes; Soleidae
Product: vacuolar protein sorting-associated protein 4B-like
Exons: 11
Biological process (GO): vacuole organization; endosomal transport
Molecular function (GO): ATP hydrolysis activity; ATP binding
Source: RefSeq, a predicted model, not a curated record
UGCCGGCCCAGUCUGAGGAAUGGCAGCGAUGCCAGGACAAGGGGAAAGUCUGCUGAGUCUAAAGCCAUCAAGGUUGCUCACCAGGCAGCUAAGGAGGACAGGGCUAAGAACUACGAAAAGGCUCUGCGUCUCUACCAGGAUGCUGCUCAGGGCUUCCUCGAUGUUGUGAAAUAUGAAGUCCAGAGCAAAAAAGCCAAACAGACCUUCGAGGGAAGCUAUACUCGAUUCUUAGACAGAGCAGACAAGUUGAAGGAGUAUCUACUGAAGAAAAAGAAAGCUCCUCCUGCUAAGCCUUUCAAAAAAAAUAAUGAUGACAGUGAUGAAUCAAAGAAACUCCAAAGUCAGCUCUCAGGUGCAAUUGUCAUAGAGAAUCCAAACAUUAAAUGGAACGAUGUUGCUGGUUUAGAAGGCGCCAAGGAGGCACUGAAAGAAGCUGUUGUUCUUCCAAUCAAGUUCCCGCACCUUUUCACAGGAAAGAGAAUUCCAUGGAGGGGGAUCUUGCUCUUUGGACCUCCAGGUACAGGAAAGUCCUAUUUAGCUAAGGCUGUGGCCACAGAGGCAAACAACUCAACAUUCUUCUCCAUCUCCUCGUCUGACCUUGUCUCCAAAUGGCUGGGAGAGAGUGAAAGAUUGGUGAAGAAUCUUUUCAGCCUUGCCAGGAAGCAAAGACCGUCCAUCAUCUUCAUCGAUGAGAUUGACUCCCUUUGUGGGUCAAGAAAUGAGGACGAGAGUGAGCCUGCUCGUCGUAUUAAGACAGAAUUCCUGGUUCAGAUGCAGGGUGUGGGGAAUGACAAUGAGGGAGUGCUGGUACUCGGUGCAACAAACAUCCCAUGGACCCUAGACUCAGCCAUCAGAAGAAGAUUUGAGAAAAGGAUCUACAUCCCUCUGCCUGAGGAGCACGCACGCUCCUUCAUGUUUAAAUUCCACCUGGGAUCGACUCCUAACAGCCUCACUGAAUCUGACUUUGUCACUCUGGGCAAGAAGACUGAUGGAUAUUCAGGAGCAGAUAUCAGUGUCAUCGUCAGAGACGCUCUGAUGCAGCCAGUUCGAAAGGUCCAGUCUGCAACCCACUUCAAACGGGUACGAGGUCCAUCCAGAAAUGACCCUGCUAUGAUUGUAGAGGACCUUUUGACUCCAUGUUCACGUGGUGAUCCCAAUGCUAUUAAAAUGACAUGGAUGGAGGUUCCUAGUGACAAACUAUUGGAGCCUGUAGUAUGCACGUCUGACAUGUUGAAGUCUCUGGCCAACACAAAGCCAACAGUCAACAAACAGGAUCUGGACAAACUGAAAGAAUUCACAAAUAACUUUGGACAGGAAGGCUAGGCAAGAUGAAUAUGUGAGAGUUUCUCUUUUUUCCUAACAGCUGAUUCGGAAUGUAUUGCCUAUUUUACUGUGUUUUUUUGAGAAAGCAGCAUCAGAUCCAUAUUAUAUUUGUUGAUAUAUAAAAUUUGUUAAUAAAGGUUUCAUACU